Molecule: messenger RNA, 480 nt
Organism: Physella acuta
Lineage: Eukaryota; Metazoa; Mollusca; Gastropoda; Physidae
Product: cytochrome c oxidase subunit 7C, mitochondrial
Biological process (GO): mitochondrial electron transport, cytochrome c to oxygen
Cellular component (GO): respiratory chain complex IV
Source: RefSeq, a predicted model, not a curated record
AGUUCGGUAAUCGCCCGCGACAAGUUAUGUGAAAAACAGGUAAUCAGCAAGAUGGUUUUUAGCCAAGUGACCAAAACUCUUGUUCGACGUUUCACAACCAACUCAGUUAAGCUGAGUCAAGAAUGGCAGCAAGGCGGAGUGCCAGGAUCAAACCUUCCAUUCAACAUCCACAACAAGAAAUUGUUGACAGUGAAUUUCAUCCUGUUCUUUGGUAGUGGCCUGUCCGUACCCUUUGUAUUGACAAGACGCUUCCUGUUGCUCCAGUAUGCUGACAGAGUUCCAGUCAGUGCUCCAGCUAAGCCUAAGCUGAUUAAGCCAGUUUUUGAAGAACCUGAUCUUGACAAGAAUACCCUCUUUCAGUCUCAUUACCAGGAACUGAGUUUCUAAAUUGGUUUCAGUAGCUACAGUGGACUAGUAAAAGAAUUAUUAUUUGACAGGAGUUUAUUUUUAUGAUUUCAUGAAUUAAAAUUUUUUACCAGA